AUGGGCAAAUACAGUGCAGACAAACGGGACAUCUAUUACCGGAUGGCAAAAGUCGACGGAUAUAGAGCCCGGUCUGCCUAUAAACUGAUCCAAAUCCACGAGAAGUUCAAUAUCUUCGCGGGAGUGAAGAGAUGUGUAGACCUGUGCGGAGCGCCCGGCAGUUGGUCUCAAGUAUUGCAUCGCUAUCUCCACAAAGACCUCAAUCCCGACAAUUGGGAUGAGAUUCGCAUCGUUUCGGUGGACAUACAGGCGAUGGCGCCGAUGGCAGGAGUGGUGACAAUCCAGGGCGACAUCACUCGCAUGUCGACAGCCCAUGAGAUAAUCGGACACUUCUGUGGCUCAGCAGCAGAUCUGGUGGUCUGUGACGGAGCGCCGGAUGUGACGGGUCUUCACGACAUCGACACUUACAUCCAAUCGGAACUCCUGUUGAGUGCAAUCAAUAUCACGACUCAUGUCCUGAAAACGGGCGGAACUUUUGUGGCGAAGAUAUUCCGCGGCAAAGACGUGAGUCUUCUGUGGACUCAACUGAAGAUAUUCUUCGCGGAAGUGAUUAUAACUAAACCCAAGAGUAGUCGCAACUCAAGUAUAGAGGCGUUCGCUGUUUGUCGUCAUUACUGUCCGCCAGAAGACUACAAACCAUUUCUCUUCAACUCUUUCGUCGACCAAAAGUGUGACCAAUAUUUCCAAGACAUGAACAACGGAUCCAAUGAACACAUCAUUCCCUUCAUGUCUUGUGGAGAUUUGUCUUCAUUUGAUUCCGACCGCUCGUAUCCAUUGAAUAUCGAGACCCAUGAGUCGGUGCUGAGGGUGGUGUUGGGGGUGGUGUUGGUGUCGAUAGUUAUGGCCUCAGGUUGCGUUAGUGGUUAUCUAGGCGGGAUAUUUCACCGUGUUUCAGAGUUCUUCAGAGUUUGA
This is a messenger RNA of Oppiella nova, 912 nucleotides long. The record is from the annotation of a GenBank genome assembly. Lineage: Eukaryota; Metazoa; Arthropoda; Arachnida; Sarcoptiformes; Oppiidae.